CCAGUGUGCUGUGCGUCAGCCUGAGCUGCUCGGCACUAUAUAAAGUCGCGGUGGGCAGAGGGAGGGCUGCCGUACAGCGGGUCGCUCAGAAAGACAGGAGCCAGACACACUCAGCCUUCACUGGACCACAGAGACAGACAGAGAGAGACAGACAGGAUAAUCUCUCACAUAACAGACAACCAUGACAGAUAAACUUAAAGAUGCUAAGAUCGUCUUUGUGGUGGGUGGCCCCGGCUCUGGAAAAGGCACCCAGUGUGAGAAGAUUGUGGCAAAGUAUGGCUACACUCACCUGUCCUCAGGUGACCUGCUGCGUGCGGAGGUGGCAUCAGGCUCAGAGAGGGGCAAACAGCUCCAGGCCAUCAUGCAGAAGGGAGAACUUGUACCUUUGGACACAGUUCUGGACAUGAUCAAAGAAGCCAUGAUCGCCAAGGCUGACGUCUCAAAGGGCUACCUGAUCGACGGAUACCCUCGUGAGGUCAAGCAGGGAGAGGAGUUUGAGAAGAAGAUCGGCGCUCCAGCUCUGCUGCUGUACGUCGAUGCUAAAGCCGAGACCAUGGUGAAGAGGCUGAUGAAGCGCGGAGAGACCAGCGGCCGUGCAGACGACAACGAGGAGACCAUUAAGAAGCGUCUGGAUCUCUAUUAUAAAGCCACUGAGCCCGUCAUCGCUUACUAUGAGAAGUGCAGCAUUGUUAGGAAGAUUAACUCUGAGCUGCCGGUGGAUGAGGUAUUUGCUAUUGUUGAAAAAGCUAUUGAUGAGCUGAAGUAAAACGCACUUGACGACAAA
Messenger RNA from Sinocyclocheilus anshuiensis, 784 nucleotides. Its product is annotated as adenylate kinase isoenzyme 1-like. The transcript is spliced from 7 exons. Lineage: Eukaryota; Metazoa; Chordata; Actinopteri; Cypriniformes; Cyprinidae. Bases 182 to 766 code for a protein of 194 amino acids. The record is from RefSeq and is a predicted model, not a curated record. Gene Ontology annotation, molecular function: ATP binding; AMP kinase activity; nucleoside diphosphate kinase activity. Gene Ontology annotation, cellular component: cytoplasm. Gene Ontology annotation, biological process: ATP metabolic process; nucleoside triphosphate biosynthetic process.